Molecule: messenger RNA, 1251 nt
Organism: Colletotrichum spaethianum
Lineage: Eukaryota; Fungi; Ascomycota; Sordariomycetes; Glomerellales; Glomerellaceae
Product: GPI-anchor transamidase
Exons: 2
Coding region: 1-1251 (416 amino acids)
Biological process (GO): protein localization to cell surface; attachment of GPI anchor to protein; proteolysis
Cellular component (GO): GPI-anchor transamidase complex
Molecular function (GO): GPI-anchor transamidase activity
Source: RefSeq, a predicted model, not a curated record
AUGAAGCUCUCACGCCUCCUACAAUUGCCGGUUAUCCUGGCCGCAGCGACGCUCGCCCCGGCGGUGCUGGCCGAACACACGAGCAACUGGGCCGUCCUAGUAUGCACAUCGCGGUUCUGGUUCAACUACCGCCACCUAGCCAACGUGCUCUCCAUCUACCGUACUGUCAAGCGCCUCGGCAUCCCCGACUCGCAGAUCAUCCUGAUGUUGCCCGACGACAUGGCCUGCAACCCGCGCAACGCCUUCCCCGGAACCGUUUACAGUAACUCGGACCGCGCCGUCGAUCUGUACGGCGACAACAUCGAGGUGGACUACCGCGGCUACGAAGUCACCGUCGAAAAUUUUAUCCGACUCUUGACCGACCGUGUUGGCGACGAGAUGCCUCGCAGCAAGCGCCUUUUGACCGACGAUCGAAGCAACAUUCUCGUAUACAUGACGGGCCACGGCGGAAACAAAUUCCUAAAGUUCCAGGACGCCGAGGAGAUUGGCGCGUUUGAUCUUGCUGAUGCGUUCGAGCAGAUGUGGGAGAAGAAGAGAUACCACGAAAUCCUCUUCAUGAUCGAUACUUGCCAAGCGAACACGAUGUACAGCAAGCUCUACUCCCCCAACAUUAUCGCCACCGGCUCCUCGGAGCUCGACCAGUCAUCAUACUCACACCACGCUGACAACGAUGUCGGCGUGGCCGUCAUCGACCGGUACACGUACUACAACCUCGAGUUCCUAGAGUCGCAAGUCCAGGAUCUGAGCUCCAAGAAGACGGUUGGCGAGCUCUUCGACAGUUACACCUACGAGAAGAUCCACUCCAACGCGGGCGUGCGCUACGACCUGUUUCCAGGUGGCGCCGACGCCGCCCGCAGCCGUCGCAUUACCGACUUCUUCGGCAACGUGCAGAAUGUCGAGGUUGAUGGGGCCAAGAGCAUGGUCCUCGACGAGGAGCUGUUGGAGCUGAGCCAGAAGAUUGCCGCGUUGAAGCGACGGGCCGAGGAGGCCGACGCCGCAGCGAAGAAUGCGUCGUUGACGGACGUGGCUAAAGUUCAGAAGCCGAAUGCGAAGGCGCAGGCCAAGAGGGUAAAGAUGGCCAAGCCUUUGACGAACGACAACUGGUGGGAGAAGAAGAUUGUUGGCGCCACCGCUUUGGCUGGAUGCGCCCUUCUGUGGGUCUUGGGGUCGUACCUUGAGACUACGAAGAAGGCGGAAGACGAGACUAAGACGCCAGUCGGUCAAAACGGCCAUGCCACAGUGAAGGCAUAA